Gasterosteus aculeatus aculeatus (three-spined stickleback) is the source of this 2277-nucleotide messenger RNA. RefSeq lists its product as uncharacterized. The record is from RefSeq and is a predicted model, not a curated record. NCBI's taxonomy places the organism in Eukaryota, Metazoa, Chordata, Actinopteri, Perciformes, Gasterosteidae.
GACGCGUUGGGUGAGACCAGGGAGGACGUGUGACAGUGUUAGUGUCGCUGUGCGCGUGUUCUAUUAGCAGAUGUCGACACUCAAACGGAGUUGUUGUAGUUUGGGAUGACGAAGUACGGUCUGAUGGCGAGUUUCAAAUGUUCCGGGAGCUGGAGGACGGGAUGGUGCGCGUCGGCGUCCAAGAGCGUCUUGUCUAACCACGCACUGAAGUCCCUGGCUCCCACCCUGUGCCUGGCGGGGGUGAUGACAUACGCCCUGGCAGAUGAACUCAGAAACUUUGUGGCCGGCGUCUUCAUCCCACAGUACCACUUCCCCUACGCAGUGGCUCUCUGCUUUGCCCAGGUGCUGAUCACCCUCUUAGUCUUAAAUCUCCUCCAUGUCCUGGAUGUGGUGCCUCUGAAGCGCUACUCCAGGUCGCUGGGGGAGAAGGUGCUGGUGCCCUCCAUCGGUAUCAGCACGCAUGCCGUGCUGGCCAUGUGGGCCAAGGCCAACAGCUCACACAUCAGCCUCUUCUCCCUCACGCAGCCUCUGCUGCCCAUAGCGACCGUGGCUUUCAGUUUCUGUCAGAAGCUGGCGUCGCCUCCAUCCCUCGUGGUUCCGAUUUCCAUCCUGAGCGGAACAUCCCUUCUCGUCACAGCCUGCAGGGGUCUGUCAGAUGUCGAACCUCUGGAGUACAUGUAUGCACCUCUGGCUUUGAUCCUCCACAGUCUGUCUCUGACUUGGCUGGCUAAGGUGUCUGAGGCCGAGCGACGCAACUCCCCCGACGCCCAAGCCUCAGUUUUUGACAUCUACUACGUCCAGCUGGUCAACCAGAGCUGUCUGCUGGGCCUCCUGUGGCUGCUGCACCCGGACAGCCCCCGGCAGGUGUUGGGACACGGCAGCUGGCGGAGCCUGCUCUUCCACGGGUACCUGCUGGCCAUUCUCCUGCUCGGCAUGGCGUUGAACUUCCUGGUCGGUGCGUUGGCUCUGCGAGUGUCACCACUCGCCGCUGCGCUGCUGCACUCAGCGAGGCCGCUGGUGCAGCCGUUCCUCCUGCUUUUGUAGUUCCUCCGGAGACGGGCGGAGGAAGCGGUUAACUUGACAGAGUCGUUGUGGUUUGAGCCCACAACAGAAGUUGUACUGUGACCGGGCGCUGUGCCACGCUCAAAGGGGGUCCGACAAAUGAGAAAUGGGGAAUGAGAAGUUGUUGUGAAAAGUAACUUCACCUUUUCUCCUCCGACACGACCUGUGCUGCUGAGCCACGUGCAGGAUUUUAGCAGAGAGGGAAAUUGUAAACAUGAUAGUAUUUUAUAAAAGCAGAACGGGUUAAGGAUUUACAGUUAAAUUCAUCAGACUUCUUCUUCUCUUUUUUUUUUUACUCACAUGACAGGUUACUUAUCAAAGAUACAAACUGUAUUGCUUUAAUAUUCAUUUUAUGCACUCUACAUGCUCUUUAAACAUGUCUCUAUAUGCAAUAUAGUCCCUUCCGCUUGGUGCUUAUACUGUUCAAGAACAUUGAGGAUUUUUUUAGUUAAAGAUUUGCAGGUUGCAGUAUGAACAAAACAUCUGAUAAAAAAAACAAUGGAUGGAUGCUGCCUUGACGGGAGAUCAGCCGUUUCUGAAAAAAGCAACAAUAAAACGUGUUGCACACAUACAAAUUAGCUGCACAAGUCAAACUAUACAAGCUUUAUUUUAGAGCUGAAACUAAUACCAUCAAGCAUUUAUUAAUAUUUAUUCAUGAAAAGGUAGGUUUUAUCGUUGAAGCUAAAGAGGUGUUUGUACAGUAUUUAAGAUUGACGUCAGAUCUCUCUAAUGAGAAUGGACGAGGAUGAGUAAUAUGUUUAUUUGUACUGAACACAGACUGUUUUAAAUGCUGCUUCCUUAACUUAAAAUGUUUAAACAAAUAUUUUAGACUGAAUUCUUCUUUGGCCAGUGUGCACAAGUUGUUUUCUCAUGGAUCUGACCAGUAAUGUUAGUCUGAUGAGAUGGAAAACAAGUGAAAUACUGCUGAAAAGUCUACUUUAAGUUAUUACUUAAUUAACAAAUAUGGUGUAUUACUAUUUAUUUAGCUUCCUCUCACUAUUGUAUACACUACUGUAUUACAUUUAAGAAAAGCAGAUAAUUCACAUGCAGCAAAAAAAAGUGUAUACAUGAACUGAACUGAAAUAUCACUUUAUUUUCAAAAAUAUUUAUUGUUUCUUACAUACAAAUGUAAAAUGCUUUCAAAAUACAAACAAACAUUACAGAAAACUUCACGUAUUAGAAAUUCUCAAUAAACAUGAUUAAAUUGAAACAUCA